Molecule: messenger RNA, 4091 nt
Organism: Branchiostoma floridae (Florida lancelet)
Lineage: Eukaryota; Metazoa; Chordata; Leptocardii; Amphioxiformes; Branchiostomatidae
Product: tyrosine-protein kinase HTK16-like
Exons: 19
Coding region: 162-3335 (1057 amino acids)
Biological process (GO): cell surface receptor protein tyrosine kinase signaling pathway; cell differentiation; protein phosphorylation
Cellular component (GO): extrinsic component of cytoplasmic side of plasma membrane
Molecular function (GO): non-membrane spanning protein tyrosine kinase activity; signaling receptor binding; ATP binding
Source: RefSeq, a predicted model, not a curated record
GAUCCCAGACCAAUUCAUUUGUCUGACUCUGAGUCAGACCCACACACGGAACUGUGUACACAGCCUGCGGUGGGGAUCUCUGCUUCCUGCGUUGUAAAUAACAACGCCAAGGCUACGAGCUGAUGUUUAUAGGUUCUUGAGAGGGCGAAGCUGCAAAUAUUAUGGGUGAGCGUGCAGAGCUGCAGAAUUUCUCGGCGAACAGCGAGUCCAACACCGAUCCUGAUCUGUACGGCGCGCGGGAAGACUGGUACGGAACCACCUCGCACCCGGAAGUAAAUAACGCCAAGAAGCCCUAUAAUGGCAAGUCGGUCAAAGAGAUGCUCAGAGAGCUGACAUUGGACGAUCUUAUGAAGAAAGACCAAGACAAGAUCUUGGAGAAGGACAGUGAUAUGAUGUGGUUUCACGGCAAGAUCACCCGGGAUCUAGCCUCGCACAUUUUACACCAAGCAGGCCUCAUCGAGGGCCAGUUCCUGGUCAGGGAGAGUGUGACCGCCCCCGGCGACUAUGUCCUGUCCACUGUAAACAAGGGACAAGUUUUUCACUUCCAGAUUCAGAACGCAGGGAACCUACAAUUCAGUAUAGACGAUGGCCCCGCCUUCCAGGGUCUGGACCAGUUCAUACAGCAUUACCGGAAAGGAUCUCACGGCCUGCCCACCAAGCUAGUGGACCCGUGCAAAGGGAACCCCCCUCCCUCAGAGGCCAGGCGCUAUGGGCCCGACACCCUCCUACACCUAUCGGCGGCAGAGGGCGAUGUCAUGUCAGUACAGGCCAUCCUGGGACACUCUCUUUGCCCCGACAUCAAUGCCAGGUUACUGGCGUGUGCAGGGAACAGAACCAACAUCUGUCGGAUCCUGAUCCUCAGUCCAUCUAGCGUGUGCAGGGAACAGGACCAACACCUGUCGGAUCCUGAUCCUCAGUCCAUGUGUUUGCUGACAGGAGUUAUCAUGACUUUAUUCCAGCUUGCGUGUGCAGGGAACAGGACCAACACCUGUCGGAUCCUGAUCCUCAGUCCAUCUAGCGUGUGCAGGGAACAGGACCAACACCUGUCGGAUCCUGAUCCUCAGUCCAUGUGUUUGCUGACAGGAGUUAUCAUGACUUUAUUCCAGCUUGCGUGUGCAGGGAACAGGACCAACACCUGUCGGAUCCUGAUCCUCAGUCCAUCUGGUGUGUGCAGGGAACAGGACCAACACCUGUCGGAUCCUGAUCCUCAGUCCAUGUGUUUGCUGACAGGAGUUAUCAUGACUUUAUUGCAGCUGGCGUUUGCAGGGAACAGGACCAACACCUGUCGGAUCCUGAUCCUCAAUCCAUCUGGCGUGUGCAGGGAACAGGACCAACACCUGUCGGAUCCUGAUCCUCAGUCCAUGUGUUUGCUGACAGGAGUUAUCAUGACUUUAUUGCAGCUGGCGUGUGCAGGGAACAGGACCAACACCUGUCGGAUCCUGAUCCUCAGUCCAUCUUGCGUGUGCAGGGAACAGGACCAACACCUGUCGGAUCCUGAUCCUCAGUCCAUGUUUGUGCUGACAGGUGUUAUCAUGACUUUAUUUCAGCUGGCGUGUGCGGGUAACAGGACCAACACCUGUCGGAUCCUGAUCCAGCAGGCCGGGGCUGAGCCACAGGACCAGUGCACCACCACGGGGUACGUCCCCCUGCACGAGGCCGCCGCAAGGGGGCAUGUGGAAUGUGUCAAGCUUCUCCUCCAGUUGAAUGCGCCCUGUCAUCCCCGUAACCAUAACAACGAGACACCGGUGGAUCUGGCCAGGCGCUAUGGCCAUGCUGAGGUGGUGGAGAUAUUGGAGAGUUUCAAGCCCCUCUUACCUAUGACAUCAACCAAGGAAUGGCUGCACUCAGACAUGGACAGAAAGGCAGCUACUGAGGCUUUGAAGAAGUUCAGCAACAAGGAUGGGUGUUUCCUGGUGCGGGUCAGUAAGAAGAUUGCAGGGGCAUAUGUGCUGACAAUGUCCGCAUGUAAAACAACCUACAACUUUGAAAUCAAGCAGAAGGACAACCAAUGGUACUACAUAGAUGAUGGCCCACUGCUGGAUUCUUUAGAACACCUUGUAGAGUACUACAAAGGUCGUGCGGACGGCCUGCCAGGGAAGCUGGUCACGCCCAUCUCUGUGCAGGACGUGCUGGACCCGGGCCCACACCACCCACCGGUGGCCAGGAGGGACAGUGACUACACCAGGCGAUGGUCCAUUGGUGAGCCGGACAUGCCCCCACCUGGUCCCCUGCCUCCUAAACCUGUCAAGUGGCCCUCCAGCCAGCCUGCUGGGUCAGAUGUGGACAGUCACAUUGACCUGAAGAUGAUGACCGGCUGCAGUGUAGACGAGGAGGCGCCACAACAGGAAGCACCGCCCCCUCCUGGCCCACGCAGGGAACUGCAGCCCAAAAAGAAGCCGGUGCCGAUUCCAAGCGAGCCCUCUCCACCGCCCCUGCAGCCCAAACCGCAGCGCCCGCCCAUGAUUCGGGUGGAGGACGGGCCAGACAAGGCGCAGAAGCUCAUCCCCAGGGAAUCGCUCCAGCUGGGCCGCGAGCUGGGGCAGGGGGAGUUUGGCUCCGUACUGAUGGGAGUAUGGACCAGUCCUGAUGGGAGGGAGGUUCCAGUGGCCCUGAAGACUCUGCGAGGAGAACACAUCCAGCAUGGUGAGCAGGAGUUUCUCCGGGAGGCCAGGGUCAUGAUGGGAUUGGACCACUUCUGCAUCGUACAGCUCAUAGGAGUGUGUCUGGGGCCACCUAUGAUGAUGGUGCAAGAGUUGGUGUCCAUGGGCUCUGUGCUGGACUAUCUCCUGGACUACCCACAGAAAGUGUCCCUGCCUGACUUGAAGCUCUGGUCAGCUCAGAUAGCCAGCGGUAUGAUGUACCUCGAAGAGAAGAGAUUUGUCCAUCGGGAUCUGGCAGCACGAAAUAUCUUGUUGGCCUGUAAAGAUCAGUUGAAAAUCAGUGAUUUUGGCCUGUCGCGAGCAGUUGGAGCAGGGAGUGACUACUACAAGGCCUCAGCUGGCGGGAGGUGGCCUGUCAAAUGGUACGCUCCUGAGUCUAUCAACUAUGGGACCUUCUCCCACGCCAGCGAUGUGUGGAGCUAUGGUGUGACAUUAUGGGAGAUGUUUUCUUAUGGACAGCAACCUUAUGGUGACAUGACUGGGGCUCAGGUUAUUCAGUUUAUAGAAGAAGAGGGGAAGCGCCUGUCCAAGCCGGACAAGUGUCCGGAGAAGGUGUAUCAGAUCAUGCUGAGGUGCUGGUCCUACGAGCCCAGCCAGCGCCCCACCUUCCAGAUGCUCAACACCAUCUUCAGCGCAGACCCCGAGUACGGCACCCACCAGAUCAGACACAAAUAGAAGUUUGUAGUGCCUAGUGGCACAAAGGGCAGCAAGCUUACCUGCUGUUUUAGUAGCAGGGUAUAUUCUAUAGCCUCCUUUACAGGCCUCUCUGUGGGCAUUUGCACAAGUUGUUGUUGGGGGAGGGGUGGAUUGUAGUUGGUUGUGAUGGACUGGCGAUUUUCAAGCGGGAAGGUUCUGUGGCCUGGAAAGGUAGGCUACAAGCUUCCCGGCAUAUAUUCCUUUCCUGGCAUCAGAACCUUCCUGGUUAAAAAUCUGAGAGUUGGGGAAGAGAAGCCGGUGAAGGAGGCUGAUAUUUUUACAGGGAAGGUUUGAUAGAUCUUUCCCUUUAAAAUGCUUGAGGUACCUUCUUGAUCAAACAGGGGACACCCAUUUUACAACCCUUCCAAAAGACAUCUCUUCCAAAGUGCCAACUGAGAUGCCCUUCUCAGGAUUUGACCAGGGUCUCAUGGUUACCAAGUAAUGGACCGAUCCUGAUCGAACGUCAUAUCGAACAAAUAGAACAAGGUGGAACCCCCUAUUCUAUUUCGAACACCUCCGUCAAAAAUAGCCCCAGUUGGACAGAAAUGGCCAAAGAAAAAUGCUGAAGACUACACCCACCAGUAUAGGUAUUGUGGGAGCGAGAGCCGCUGCAUAGAAUUACAUUGUUGGUGGGCAGGAUGCACGUGUAGUGCAGGGUAUGUAUAAGACACGGGACUCUGCACUGGCAGACUUUGUGGUAAGUGUCCCAUUACUUGGUGGGUAGUACAAGCUCCC